This is a messenger RNA of Trichomonas vaginalis G3, 352 nucleotides long. Its product is annotated as phage tail repeat-like family. NCBI's taxonomy places the organism in Eukaryota, Parabasalia, Trichomonadida, Trichomonadidae. The record is from RefSeq and is a predicted model, not a curated record. The transcript has a single exon. The annotation marks the transcript as partial.
CAGAUUGUAGACAAAUUCUUAUACUGUGCUAACUCUUCAAAGCAAACAGGAGGUUCGAAGAAAAUUAAAGAAGCAAACCUUCCAUCACACACUCACACAGGAACUACAAACACAACAGGUAGUCAUUCACAUUCAAUAACAAAAAGAGGUUAUACAAAUCUUGCAGCAGGUUCGGAUAGACAGGGAAUGAAUAGAUAUGAUAUUUCAAGUGACCCAGUAGAUUCAAGCGCAGGUAUUUUCUGUGGAACCACAGGAAAUCAUUCCACACACUUUCACAACAAAUCCAACAGGCUUGGGUGCAGAUUACAUGCCACCAUUUGUGACUGUAUUUGCAUGGUACCGCGUUCAAUGA